Molecule: messenger RNA, 2882 nt
Organism: Ctenopharyngodon idella (grass carp)
Lineage: Eukaryota; Metazoa; Chordata; Actinopteri; Cypriniformes; Xenocyprididae
Gene: scxa
Product: scleraxis bHLH transcription factor a
Exons: 2
Coding region: 1637-2245 (202 amino acids)
Biological process (GO): regulation of transcription by RNA polymerase II; developmental process
Molecular function (GO): protein dimerization activity; DNA-binding transcription factor activity, RNA polymerase II-specific; RNA polymerase II transcription regulatory region sequence-specific DNA binding
Source: RefSeq, a predicted model, not a curated record
UGACUGUCCUUCAAUGAAACCCAUGGAUAGUAAAAUCAAGUCAAUAUUUGAACAUUUCAAUAAUAUUUUGGGAAAUUUUUUAAUGACUACUGGCUAUAAAGUAACAAAAUCAUGAUGGAACAUUUGACUUUUUCAAACAAAAAGCAAGGUCAUAUAACUUUCCUCAACAUUAUCGUCCAAUAUAUCCUUUCCUCAAAAACAACAUGACUAAAAUCCAUUUCUCAGAGGGCUUAUCUUCAUUUUAUCAUAAACUGAUUGCUGGUAAUGUCUGGGAGAGGAACAGGUGCUACAAUCUGAGUUAUGGCCCCGCUGGAUGAUGUUAUGUUGCUAUUUCCCUCCCGUGACUAAACCAGUCCAGCCAGACAAAAUGACAAUGUGUUAAAGUUUGAGACAACCAACUCAUUUUCAUGGACAACAUGGUCCAUCAAGCUACUGGACAGUUGCUGACUCAGAGCGGAAAGAAAAACCAUAGGAGUGCACACUCACCGCAAAAGACUGGCCCUGAUAAGGUCCUACUCUGACACACCGGUCCCUGUAAAACCACCACUGAGGUAAGUUGAUGGCUAUAGAGUUCAAGGGGAGGAGGAAGAAUGGGUAAAAGAAUGACCCACACUUUAUAGAUCUCCAGUGGGAAGCCCUGGAGUGUGAGAGUCCCUCUAGGAUGCAGUAUAACUGUAAAUGAAGUGUGGAAGAAAGAAGCGAUAUAAAGAUAGAAGGUGUCAAAGGAAAGCUAGCAAGCAAAUAAGAAGGCAAGACAGAAAAAAGGAAUGAAGGAAGAAAAGAAGAAACAAAAAGAGCAAGAAAUCAACUAGGAACUAUUUAAAGGAAGAAAGCAAAUAAAAACAAAGGAAGGAAAAAAGAAAAAUGAAACUGGAUCUCAGAAAGAAGCAAGGAACCAAGGCAGAAAGAACAAGAGAGCAAGUAAGAAAGAAAGAAAGUGUGAGAUAAGUAAGCAAAAGAGAAUGAAAGCAAGGAAGAAUGAUUUCAAACCACUAAAACUAGCAAGCAGGAAAAAAAAAGAAAGGCCAUUAUUAACUGGGAGUUUAAAAAAACUGAUGUUGAUAGCUGUAUAGAACCACUUUGCUCCCUGCCUGAGCCGCCAGCUGGGAUAUUUGCAUAAGCAGUAAAAGAGAAGGAUGGACAGAGGGAGAGAGAGCGAGAGAGAGGGAGAGAGAGAGGGAGGAAUCAUACCAGACACUCCCACAACCUAUAAAGCACAACCAUACUGAAACACUCAGUGAAACCACACGUGGGUCUCUGUUCAGGGGGGAGAGCCAGCACUGCACAGGGACAGAGCGCCGGAGAAGGAGUGUGCAUGUGUGUUUGAGGAAGCAAGACGCUGAUUUCAGCUCAUGUAGAGAAGCGCUGAUGGGAUGUGAGUGAGUACAAACAGCAAAUUCAACCCUUCAGGAUCAAUUCUCCAAGUCUGACUGUAAAGAAAACUCAAUUCAAAGGGUCUGUAGAGGCAGAGCAAUGUAAUACCAGAGCGUAACUGUACCAGAGGACUAUUCGGAGAGCAAACAAGUGCAGGAUUGGUUCCAAAUCUGAGAGCCUCAUGCAUUACGAACUCUAGAGUCUUGCAAGAAACGUUCAAGAUUAGCGUGGAGAGGUUUGGAAGUUUCAGCACCUGCUGACAAUGUCUUUCGCGAUGGUGCGACCGGCUCCCAGCCGUUACCUGUACUCGGAGAUCUCAAUGAUGUCGGAGGACGAUGAAAACGGCAGCGAGAGCUCGGGCUCAGAUGACCGCUCAUUUCGCUUGGAUGCCUCUGGUUACGAGGUUAAAGUCGGAAGAAAGAGAAAACCUGGAGUAAGUGGUGGCGGACGACUGAUUCCGACGCCACCCAAUUCCACCAACAUAAUUGGUCCGUUGCCAGAGGGCCGUCAACGCAACGCAGCCAACGCACGGGAGCGGGACCGCACCAACAGCGUCAAUACUGCCUUCACCGCAUUGAGGACUCUCAUUCCCACAGAGCCCGCCGACCGGAAGCUGUCAAAGAUCGAGACCUUACGGUUGGCAUCCAGUUACAUAUCUCACCUGGGAAACGUUCUCCUGGUGGGUGAAGCUUGCGGGGACGGCCAACCGUGCCACAGCGGAGGGCCCUCAACCUCAAACUACUACCACCACCACGGCUCACCCAGCCGGGACUCGGAGAACUCGCAGCCCAAACAGAUCUGCACGUUUUGCCUCAGCAACCAGAGGAAACUGAGCAAAGACAGAGAGAGGAAAUCAGCCCUGAGGAGUUAAGCCACGACGUGAAUGGAUUUACAGAACAUUAGCAUCACCAGUGUACAAAAACUGUUGACUGCAAAUGCAAUGUUAUGGUGUAUAUAUGCAAAUAUCAAUUCAUAUUUAAUUAUUUGUAAAUCGCCUUUGGACUGGAUCAUUUUUAUUGGAGAAAAAAAAAAAUAAAAAAAAAUGUAUGACUGGAAAAAGACCAGACUGCAGCGACUUGAUUACGCAAGAGCUGAACAUCCCGCCACAGACUUCAUCCAUUUCCACCUUUUCCAUGCUUUUACACACCAAGCUACACCAAAUGUUUAUCUUUGACCACAGGGAGAUGAGGUAAAGCUAUUCGCCAAAGACUAUCCAAAGAAGAGGACAGCAUUCACAAGGUUGCAAACAAUCAGAGAUGACACAGCGUAUAAUGACGGAACAUCCUGCUAUAUUAAAAAUCUCUGGAGGACUCAUCUCUGGAUUGUGCUCAUAUCGAGGACAUGAAUGGAUGCAAACUGAUGUGUGACACGUUAUUUCUGACAAAAACACAAAAGACACUUAGCCUAACUAUGAAAACACAAAUUCAAUAAAUGCAGUAUAUACUGUAUGUCUAAUAUGGCAAAUUACAUAUAUUCCUCAUUGUUUAAAUUAAAAAUUACUGAACAAA